AGGAAGGCACAAACGUCUCCGUCGUUGUGCGUGGGUAAGCGUUCUAUUGUUACCGUGACCGACCGUCUAAUUCCUUUUUCCGGCCCUGUUUCAGCCAUGAAUCUUCCGCGGUACCUCUGCUCUUACUCCCUUUCUGAUCUCAACCUCUGCGGGCGAGGAGAAGAGAGAGAAAAGGAAACAGAGCCGAAAAUAGUGCAUUAAGCCAGAGGCCUUUCAAGAUCGUAUUUUGAGAGUUGUUGAGGUUAAUAAUGGUUGUUUGGCAUGUGCGUGUUCGAUUUCCCGGCCUGGAGUUGAGGGUUUUGGGGGACUGAACACGGACUUUGACGGGGAGAGAGUAAAAGGGAGACCGGUCUUCCUCGGUUUUUGUUCCGAGUUUUUUUGGUCCCUUCCGAAUUAGGUCGUCGUUGGAGAAGGUUUCCUCAGGGCUUCUCCCGGUUGUGGGGGGCUUGGAAAGGAGUUCCAUUGGUGUUUUCUUAUUCUGCCAGAGUUUUCUGAUCUUCUUUUGAUCUUUUCUUCUUGGACGAUAGUUUUAACUCUGUCCUCUGUCUUCCUUUCUCCAGCCUAUGCUAGUUCCUCCUGGUUUUCUUUUGUUGUAAUCUUUUUGUUUGUAUUUAUAUCUCUAGUUGGUGUUUCUUCACCAAAGUUGUAAUCUUUUUGGCUGCAUUUCCUCUGUGCGCUAAAACAGAGAAAGGCGCUCUCUGUUCCACUAAAUUCUUGCUUCCAUUAUUUUCCCUAAAAAGAAAAAAAAUCUUUCAUCCGUUAACCAGAAGAGUCAUGGAAGAAGAUUUUAGGAAAGGAGAAGAAUGUCCUAAGCUGCUUGAUCUCAUUCCAAAUGAGAGAGAUUGGAUGGUCAACGAAGUGGGUGGAGGAGGAAAAAGAUGUGGAGUCUCAGAAGAGAAAAAGCUUGAGCUGAGGCUCGGCCUCCCUGGGGCUGAAAACUGGCCAGCGGUUAUAGGGAAAACAGAAGAGCACUCCAUUGAGUCUGUUCUAUCUCCUGGUCGCUACAAGCUUUCUAAGACCUCAGGCAUCAAUCCUUCCUCUGUUGGAGCCAAAAGAGGAUUUUUUGACGCAGUUGAGUCCAAAACAGAAGUUUUUCAACAGCAGCAACAACAGCAUCCUGGCUUUCUCCAACUUCAGGCUAAAGGGAAGGAAUUAUCACAGAAGACAAAUGCGAGAGCAGAGCAGCAGAGCCUUGAGAGAAAGGCAUGUGGGUCUUCAGCAGCACAUGGUUCUGCUGCUGCUCCUGGUAAUGCAGCUGGAGCCAACAAUAGCUCCCAAACAAGCAGGACUGCCCCAACCCCGGUUGUCGGGUGGCCUCCUAUUCGUUCCUUCAGAAGGAAUCUUGCAAGCACUUCCAAACCACCCCUCGAUUCAGAGAAUGGAGGCUUGAAACCAGCAAUUAAGCUUGAGAAUGGUGGGAAAGGCUUGUUUGUGAAAAUCAACAUGGAUGGAAUACCCAUUGGAAGAAAAGUAGAUUUGAAGGCUUAUGAUAGCUAUGAGAAGCUUUCUUUGGCCGUCAAUGAGCUCUUUCAAGGCCUCCUUGCAGCUCAAAGGGAUCCUCUUGCUGCUGGAAAUCGGAAGAAUCCUGAAGAAAAGCCAGCAAUUACAGGUUUAUUAGAUGGAAAUGGCGAAUAUACUUUGGUUUAUGAAGACUAUGAAGGUGACAAGAUGCUGGUGGGGGAUGUCCCUUGGGACAUGUUUGUUUCCACGGCUAAGAGAUUGCGUGUGUUGAAGAGUUCUGAGCUUUCUGCAUCUUCUCUGGGAGCAGUCACCCGGAAAAGAACAGCAGCCGGGUGUUAGAAAGGAAAGGAUCUGUUGUACAUUGUUCAUUGAACAUCUGCUGCUUCUUGGCGAGCUUUGGAAGACGCUUCGGAGUGGAUCUUUUUUCCUUGACUUCCAUCCUUAAGAGCCAAGCUUAAGCUUUUCGAGUUAUCUUCAGUGUUUCCUAUUGGAUCUUCGGGGUUUGUGAGAAACCAGAAGAAAGGUACUGGUAGGAAUUUUAUUGUAUCUCAUAUGUGAAUAUAUGAGGAAAACAUAAUGUUUGGAGCUAUGAUAAUCAGCUUUGUAUUCAUGCAGCCGAUUUUAUUGUUGGUUUCCUGUUCUCAGUUUGCGCAGAUCUAAUUCAUUAGCUUGAGAGAAUGUAUUUAAAAUAUUUUGGCUAGGCUUUUAGCAUUAUAAGGAGUGGGCCUAACUGUGAUUUUUAUGGAAUUUAUCAUCUUA
Messenger RNA from Elaeis guineensis (African oil palm), 2220 nucleotides. Its product is annotated as auxin-responsive protein IAA7. Gene Ontology annotation, biological process: regulation of DNA-templated transcription. The record is from RefSeq and is a predicted model, not a curated record. Lineage: Eukaryota; Viridiplantae; Streptophyta; Magnoliopsida; Arecales; Arecaceae. Gene Ontology annotation, cellular component: nucleus.